Solanum stenotomum is the source of this 1636-nucleotide messenger RNA. Its product is annotated as senescence-specific cysteine protease SAG39-like. Gene Ontology annotation, molecular function: cysteine-type endopeptidase activity. NCBI's taxonomy places the organism in Eukaryota, Viridiplantae, Streptophyta, Magnoliopsida, Solanales, Solanaceae. The coding region runs from base 539 to 1561 and encodes 340 amino acids. The record is from RefSeq and is a predicted model, not a curated record. Gene Ontology annotation, cellular component: lysosome. The transcript is spliced from 2 exons.
UGUGUAUAUUUGUUCCAUUUUGUAAAGUUGAAGUGUCUAUUAGUCUCACACCCAAAGUAAGAAGCAUAAAUAUCAACUGAGACCAAGUUAAAGAGCAUGUGUUUAUGUAUAGUGCCAAUACAAAAUGCAUCAUUUCUUGCGGGGGCGAGUUGAAAUUCUGCAGGAUAAAGACAAAACUUGCACCCUCCCUGCCCCGCUCCGCUUGCCAUCCCUGUGAAAAUGCUGUUCUUUCCCUAAGCUUAUGUUGAAAAAUUCUGUGGGUAACUACUUUUUUGUUGUUUUCCAUGUCACAUUAAGGGCCAAAAGAGAAGCUAUUGUGAUUUUGGGAAGAAAACAUAUCAGAAAGUUACAAAUGAGAGGCUUAUUAGAUGUGUAUUAUUUGAGAAUAACAGAGCAACGUUUACGGAAUCAACAUAAUUCAAUGUUAAAUAAAACAUCUUCACUAGUAUAAAUAAUAGCUUUCUCCCUCUAACAUUCCUCACCAGCAUUUGAACACUAAAGAUAUUAGUAUCACUAGAAACAUUCAGGUACUAGAAAAAUGGCAUUGGCAUUCAAUUGGAAGUUUGCUUUUGCAGCUCUACUAGUAUUGGUUAUGCAGGCUUCUCAAGCCACAUCUCGCGAUUUGUAUGAAGUCUCAAUUGUCAAGAAACACGAGCAGUGGAUGGUACGCUUUGGGCGUGUGUAUAAAGAUGAUAAAGAGAAGGCAAAAAGAUUCAAAAUAUUCAAGGAUAACACUGAGUACAUUGAUUCCGUCAACAUGGCUGGAAUCAAGCCUUACAAGUUGGACAUCAAUGAAUUUGCUGAUUUGACGAAUGAGGAAUUUAGAGCCACUCGCAAUGGGUAUAGAAUGCUUUCUCAAAAGAAAUCCCCUGAGAUCACAUCAUUCAAAUACGAAAAUGUAACUGCUCCAGCUACUAUGGAUUGGAGAAAAAAGGGUGCUGUUACUGCAAUUAAGGAUCAAGGACAGUGUGGAUGUUGCUGGGCAUUUUCUGCUGUUGCUGCUACAGAAGGAAUCAACAAGAUCGAAACUGGUAAGUUGAUUUCUUUGUCCGAGCAGGAACUCGUGGACUGUGACACGAGUUCCGAUAUGGGAUGUGAAGGAGGUCUCAUGGAUGAUGCAUUUAAGUUUAUCAUCAAGAACCAUGGGAUUACUACUGAAUCCAAUUACCCAUACGAGGGAACGGAUAGCACUUGUAAAACCGGCAAGGAAUCUAACCAUGCUGCAAAGAUUACUAGUUACGAAGAUGUUCCAGCUAACAGCGAGUCUGCUCUACUUAAAGCUGUAGCUAACCAACCUGUAUCUGUCGCGAUUGAUGCUAGUGGAUCAGAUUUUCAGUUUUACUCAAGUGGUGUUUUUACUGGAGAAUGUGGAACUGAGUUAGAUCACGGUGUUACAGCAGUUGGGUAUGGUGAAGCUAGUGAUGGGACGAAGUAUUGGCUAGUGAAGAACUCGUGGGGAACUAGUUGGGGUGAGAAUGGUUACAUUAGAAUGCAAAGAAAUGUUGAUACUGAGGAAGGACUCUGCGGAAUUGCUAUGGAAGCUUCUUAUCCAACUGCUUAAGUAUAGAAAUUAUGAACUGGUCUCGUCUACGUGUUCAUAAUUUAAGUGGUGCCUCUAGAACUCUGUGUAUGUAAU